AUGGCUGCACCAAUUCGCAACCCAAAAGACUCAAUGAAGUCGACCUGGCGUUCAUGGGACCGCUCAGAAUGGACGUUCAACCACUGGCUCCUUGAGUACUUGAACGUACAUCAUCUCGACCUAAAUGAAGAGGUCCCUGUUCAUCAGAAGACCGACAAAGUACCAUAUGCACCCGAGAUGCAAUUCCACCGCUGGGUUCUAACCUAUGCGUUCAUCCCCCUCGCCCUACAUCAACUCUACAUCAUCUUUGUGGGCUAUCCUCCAGCAUGGCUAGCAUUCAUCUUCUACAGCCUGGCUCUAGAAUUUAUCGCCGUGAAAGAAACGCAUAUUCUCCGACGCGUUGGCCACAAGAUCGGAUUCUUCGACGGAGACAAACACGCUCGCGACGGUGUCCCUGACGUGGGCGUCGGUAAAACGGCACAAAGCCUUCUAACCGUGAUCGCCCUCCGUCCCAUGUUGACCGUCUUCCUCGCCUACCGCUCCGACGAAGGCCCAUCGAGCAUGCGAUGGGGAUGGCUUAUUUUCGAGACCGGGAUGUACCCCCUCGUCAUCGAUUUCUGGUACUAUCUGCUCCAUCGAUCUGCUCAUGAGGUCGAGCACCUCUGGCAGUUCCAUCGCACCCACCAUCUGACGAAGCACCCCAAUCCCCUGUUGACUGCGUAUGCGGACACGGUUCAGGAGUUCAUCGACAUCAUCGGCACGCCUCUCAUCUCAUAUGGCACGAUGAAGCUUAUGGGCUUCCCCAUGGGCUUUUACGAAUGGUGGGUCUGCCAACAAUACGUCGUCUUCACGGAGGUUCUUGGUCACAGCGGCUUGCGUAUGAUUGCUACCGCGGUGAAUCCCUGGACGUGGCUGCUUAGACUGUGUGAUAUGGAGCUUGUGAUCGAGGAUCAUGAUCUCCACCAUCGCAAGGGCUGGAAGAACAGCCACAACUACGGCAAACAGACCCGAGUGUGGGAUCGGUUGUUCAAGACUUGGAUCCCUCGUGUAGAGGGACAUGCUGAUAACAUUGACUAUGUCAACACGGCAGAGAUUCCAUUGUUUUAA
Molecule: messenger RNA, 1047 nt
Organism: Penicillium brevicompactum
Lineage: Eukaryota; Fungi; Ascomycota; Eurotiomycetes; Eurotiales; Aspergillaceae
Product: sterol desaturase family protein
Exons: 1
Coding region: 1-1047 (348 amino acids)
Biological process (GO): ergosterol biosynthetic process
Molecular function (GO): C-4 methylsterol oxidase activity; iron ion binding
Source: RefSeq, a predicted model, not a curated record